GAGGCGGGAGGCUGAGGUGGAGGCCGCGCCCGGAGGGGAGGAGCCGGGGCCGGCCCAGAGGCCGCGCUCGGCCGGGCCGCACGAGCCCCCCUCCGCCCGGGCCGGCCCUGCUCUCCCCGGCCACCCGGGCAGAGCCCCUCUAAUGACGGACCCCGCCGCACGGGCGCACGCCACCCGUGACGUCACAGCCCUGCCCAUCCCUCGGCCUGAUGUCACCCCUUCCCGCUCGCCGGGCGCUCCCCGGAGCCGCCGAGCGGACCCGGGCAAACUCCAGGACUUCGGUGAACUCCGGGGUGCCGGGGGCCGCUUUCGUCGCCGCCCCCAGGCCGAGUCCGCCCUCACACUGCGCUGUCAGAGUUGUGGCCCUUGCCCAGCGCCCAGGUUCCGACUCUGAUCCCCGUACCCUCAUCUGGAGAACCCAGCAGUGAUGUGGAAGUGGAGACUCACAGGAGCCCCGGACUUCACCUGAGCUACCUCAGUCACCAAGAGUGGCAAGAAAAGGAAGAAAACCCUGAGUUGGGGGGCACCAGGAUGCCUGACCGGGACAACUAUGCCAACGGCACGGGGAGCAGCGGUGGAGGCCCUGGAGGUGGUGGCAGUGAGGAGGCCAGUGGAGCAGGGACAGGCAGUGGGGGGGCCACCUCAGAUGCCAUCUGUAGAGACUUCCUGAGGAAUGUGUGCAAGCGUGGCAAGCGCUGUCGAUACCGCCACCCAGACAUGAGUGAGGUGUCCAACCUGGGGGUGAGCAAAAAUGAAUUUAUUUUCUGCCAUGACUUCCAAAACAAGGAGUGUAGCCGCCCAAACUGCCGCUUCAUCCAUGGCUCCAAGGAGGACGAGGAUGGAUAUAAGAAGACCGGAGAGCUCCCCCCUCGGCUGAGGCAGAAAGUGGCGGCUGGGCUGGGUCUUUCGCCUGCUGACCUACCCAACGGUAAGGAGGAGGUCCCCAUCUGCCGUGACUUCCUCAAAGGCGACUGUCAGAGAGGGACCAAGUGCAAGUUCCGUCACCUGCAGAGGGAUUUUGAGUUUGAGGCUCGCGGUGGAGGGGGUGCUGGAGGUGGAGGCUCAGCAGGCUCCGUGCCCCCGGGACGACGCCACGACCUCUAUGAUAUCUACGACCUACCUGAGAGGGGCUUUGAGGACCACGAACCAGGCCCUAAGCGCCGGAGAGGUGGCUGCUGCCCUCCUGAUGGCCCCCAUUUUGAGUCCUAUGAAUAUAGCUUGGCUCCGCCCCGUGGAGUCGAGUGCAGACUGCUAGAGGAGGAGAAUGCCAUGCUCAGGAAACGGGUGGAGGAGCUAAAGAAACAGGUCAGCAACCUACUGGCCACCAAUGAGGUACUUCUGGAACAAAAUGCCCAAUUCCGCAAUCAGGCCAAGGUCAUGACCCUGAGCUCCACUGCCCCAGCGACUGAGCAAACCCUGGCCCCCACCGUGGGUACUGUUGCCACUUUUAACCAUGGCAUUGCCCAGACUCACACUACUCUGAGCAGCCAGGCUCUGCAGCCUCGCCCUGUGUCCCAGCAAGAACUCGUGGCCCCUGCUGGAGCCCCAGCUGCGCCCCCAACCAAUGCUGCACCUCCUGCUGCUCCACCACCCCCACCUCCACACUUGAACCCAGAGAUCACGCCACUGUCAGCCGCCCUGGCUCAAACCAUCGCCCAGGGGAUGGCACCCCCACCUGUUUCCAUGGCCCCCGUGGCUGUAUCUGUGGCUCCUGUGGCUCCUGUGGCUGUGUCCAUGGCCCAGCCCUUGGCAGGAAUCACAAUGAGCCACACGACUACUCCUAUGGUGACUUACCCCAUCGCUUCCCAGAGCAUGCGCAUCACAGCCAUGCCACACUGACAGGACUAAUGGAUACUCUACUCCCUGUUACAGUGUCAGGGGCUGGGAUCAUGGGGCCCUUCCCCACUUGCCUAGCCCUCCCUGGCCCUGUCUGAGGGGCCACUCAAAAACUAGGACAAGAGACUAUAAGGAAUCUACUUCGUAGGAGCAUCUCCUGAGGCAGGGCUGUGCUGGUGUGUUCUCCCCACUCUUGAAAGGGUCCUCUUGUCCUUCAGGCCUCACUCAUACAGAGGCUUGCAUAGGAGUUGAGACUGGAAGCCAGCAGAAAGAAAGGACUGAGGGACUGUGUUCACUCAUAGGAAGUUGGAGAUGUCCCUGGUCUUGUCCUCACUUGUGAACAGCACAGGUUCCAGCACUGGUAUGGGAAAGAAAAAUUCCCCACCCAGAGGGAGAGCCAGGAAAGAUCAGGAAAGUGGGUGGUCAGGAGAGAAGGCCUCGUAUGAGCCUUCAGAUGAUUUGGGGCCCAGAAUUGCUCAUGGGCCCCUGGGAAGCCUGGGACCAUAAUACUCCAACCCAAAGACUAGGGGAACAUUCACUUACCAAGCUUGGCCUGGAAAUCUGUAGGGCAGUGCCCACUACUUUCCAAAGAAAUAAAUGAACGUUAUUUUUUAACAAAGGAAGUGAAAAUUGACUUAGAGGGCUGUUGGGGAAGAUGGGAGCAUAAAAUAGACUUGAUGACAAAAAUAAGGUAAAGACCUCCUCUUGUAGCUUGUGUCAGUUGGUGGAUGCCAGCGACGAAGGGUAGAGAUGUAAAAUGGCCAAAUGGGACUUUGGUCUGGGGAAGGCACUUUGAGGGAUAAAAGAAAUGGAGCCACCUAGUCUAGUUUAAAAAUAGCCCCAUCUGUUUCUAGUCUCUGUCUUCAUGUGCUGUUCCCAGGUUACCUUAGUAACCAGGGCUCUUAGGGUCAUUUAGGGGGGUAGGUACGAAGGAGGGUGUGUGUGCUGAGAAAUGGGGAUAUGGGUGUUGUGGAGUUGACAGACACUUCCCUUACUCAAACAUAGGACAGGUGGUGGUGCCUCUCUGAGUUGUUGAUGGCAGUUUAUGUCCUGCUCCAACACUUCUUUAUGGCCAGAGCUUUAAGCUUUCCAGGCUUCAGACAUGCUAGGAAAAGGCAGUUGUGGUAUUAGCAUACCUCUAAUUCUAGCACUUGGAAGGAGGUGACCAGAGGAUCAGGAGUUCAAGGUCAAGGUCAACCUGAGGCCUCAUCUCAAAAAAAUAUAGGAAGAGGUGUUGAUUCUUCUCUGUGUCUCUGCACAAGACCAGAAGGUUUUAAGCCAUUCAAGGGUCGUUGAGAACAAUGGCCCCAGUACCUAAAUUUCAGUGUCUCCUCCAUCUGUGGCUAAAAACUCGGGUGUCUAAGGGGCAGCAAACUGGUACAACAAGUGGUGGUUGUGCUUGCCUCCUCCUUUGCUCUCUUGUUUGGUGGAGCACUCGGGGUGGUCACACCUGCGUUUGGAGAUGGGAUGCUAGAUCAUGGCCAGUCCUUGAAAAGGAAUGUUUUAAAAUUGGGGAAUGCUGUAGCACAUGCCAGUAGUCCCAGCUACUCACAAGGCUGAAGUGAGGAAAGAAGUAAAGACAAAAUGUGGGUCCGUUGAGAUGGUGAGACGCCUCAGCAGAUGAGGCGGGUAAAGGCACCUGCUGCCAACCAUGUUGACCUGAGUUCAAGCCCCGAGUUCCACACAGAAGAGAACCAACUCCAACAUGUACUAUGGCCUGUAUGGCCUGUACAUGCUCUCUCUCUCUCUCUCUCACACACACACACACACACUUUUCCUUUUUUUAAAGAUUUAUUAUGUACAUAUACAGUGUUCUGCCUGCAUGUGUCCCUGCAGGCCAGAAGAGGGCACCAGAUCUCAUUAUAGAUGGUUGUGAGCCACCAUAUGGUUGCUGGGAAUUGAACUCGGUGGUCUUAAGCACUGAGCCAUCUCUCCAGCCCAUCCUCCUUUGUGGGGGGGCGCGGAGGAGUUGAGACAGGGUUUCUCUGUGUGGUCCUGGCUGUCCUGGGUCUCCUGUAGACCAAGCUGGCCUUGAACUCAGAGAUUCAAUUGCCUCUCCCUCCCAAGUGCUGAGAUUAAAUAAAGGUGUGAGCCCCCA
This is a messenger RNA of Peromyscus californicus insignis, 3934 nucleotides long. RefSeq names its product zinc finger CCCH-type containing 10 (gene Zc3h10). The transcript is spliced from 3 exons. The coding region runs from base 532 to 1839 and encodes 435 amino acids. The record is from RefSeq and is a predicted model, not a curated record. Gene Ontology annotation, molecular function: metal ion binding. Lineage: Eukaryota; Metazoa; Chordata; Mammalia; Rodentia; Cricetidae.